CUUAAAGUCGCUUGCGAUCCGCCAUGAUAGAAAAGAAGAAGAAGAAGAAAGGAAAGCUACCGCUGAUCUUCGCUCAGGAACUCGCUGCCUCCUUCUCUCCUUUAUCGGUUUGAUACUUGGAUUGAUAAGAUCCUCUCUGGUGAAAAGGUCUGCGAUCUAUUCCUCAAAUCACAAUGAUCACCAGGAGAAGGAGCCGUGCCACGGAGACGCCGUCUGAGGUGGAAGUGAUGGAAGAGGUGGAAAUGGGGCCAGAUGUGCUCUGCCCAUCCGAAGCGGCUGCUGCUGACCAUCCAGAUCCUGCAGGGAUCCAGCUGGAAGACCUGUUUGAAGAUCUGAGAUGGUCUCUAGAAAAGGACGCUUCCUCCCCCCUGUUUGGCAUUGACCUUACGGAUCUAGAAGCAUAUGAUGUCACCAACUCUGGGUUCGACAGCUCGUCCUGCACGUCUCCAGAGAGAAGGUCAUCCGGUUCCAGGAUGAAACACCGACAGAACCAGGCCAGCCACGUCAUCAACAAGAACGCCAUCGCUGCCAGGAUGAAUCGCCUGAAAAAGAAGGAAUAUGUCAGCAGCCUGGAGAAGCAAGUUGGCCUCCUUUCGACGGAGAACACGGCGCUCAAACAGGAGAACUGUGAGCUAACUAAGCGAGUGGAAGAGUUGGAAGAUGAAAGCAGGUAUCUGAGGGCUGUGCUGGCCAAUGAGAGCAUGUUAGCCCAACUCUUGUCCAGACUGAGCGGUGUGAAUGGGAUGAAAUUAUCUUCCUCACUUUUCCAGGGGCCUCUCUCUAACGACCAUGAUUAUGCGUUGCCCAGGAAACGGGUGAAAGUGGAGGAGAAGGAGGCGUCUGCUGGCGUGUGCCUGCAUGUGGACAAGAACCACGUGUCAGUGGAGUUCUGCACUAAGUGUGCAGCGAGCGCAAGCGCCUCGCUCCAAAUUUUCUUCUAGGUUGUGGUUGCUCCACCAUGGGGGAUGAGUGGCUUUCUGAUCACCUUCUCCUGCUUGGCGCCAUGUUCUGACGAUGGGAGAUGAAGAAGCUGGACACGCAGCUGCAACGUGGCCCUGUAUUUUUUUAAAGGUAGUAUCGGUAACAAAUGGUAUCAGUAAUCCAACCAUCACCUCAUUCUACUUGUGUAGCUCUGGAUGGUAUCUGCAGAGCUUCAGCUCUCUGAGCACCUCCCUUCAUUCUGUUAUAUUGUACUUAAAAAAAUGAAACUGACAUAACAGCUAAGUUUAAUUUCAUUAUAAAUAUUUUUUCUUUUGGUGAAAAUGCUCUGAGAAAUGUUGGACAAAUAAAUCUCAUCUUCUUUGUAAAAUACCAAA
This is a messenger RNA of Cyprinodon tularosa, 1316 nucleotides long. RefSeq names its product CREB/ATF bZIP transcription factor (gene crebzf). Gene Ontology annotation, molecular function: DNA-binding transcription factor activity. Gene Ontology annotation, biological process: regulation of DNA-templated transcription. The coding region runs from base 174 to 941 and encodes 255 amino acids. Lineage: Eukaryota; Metazoa; Chordata; Actinopteri; Cyprinodontiformes; Cyprinodontidae. The record is from RefSeq and is a predicted model, not a curated record. The transcript has 4 exons.